Fraxinus pennsylvanica is the source of this 1083-nucleotide messenger RNA. The record is from the annotation of a GenBank genome assembly. Lineage: Eukaryota; Viridiplantae; Streptophyta; Magnoliopsida; Lamiales; Oleaceae.
AUGUAUUUGAAAGAUGUUGUUUCAAAGCAUUUAAUUAAAGAGGGACCGGAAUUUGAUGAUGAUGAUGUGAAUAAUAGGAAGAGUGAUGGUAAUGCGAAAGUAAAGAGUUUUGCGGAAGAACAAGAGGAGUUGAAGAGGGAGUUUUUAAAGGAGUUUGAGGAGGCUGCCAACGUUGAGGAUGAUGAGGAAAGGGAUUUGAUGGUUGAGUUUGAGCGGAAUGAGGAAUUGAAGCAUUUGAAGAACUUGAAGAAAAAGGGGAUUAAAGAGAAAUUGCAAAAAAUUAGAGAGGUUGCAGGAAUUGGAGAUGAUGGCACUUGUUUGUUGGACAAGGAUGAUUUGGAGGAAGAAUUUGAUCCCGAGGAGUAUAACAGGAAGAUGAAGGAAGCAUUUGGUAAUAAGUAUUAUGAUACGGAGGAUGUGAAUCCAGAGUUUGGGAGUGAUAGCAACGAUGAUGCGGCUGAGUAUGAGAAACCUGAUUUUGAUGAGGAAAAUAGGUUGCUUGGACUUGCAAAUCGUUGGAACGAGGAGAAGCAUACUGGAGAUGGGUUGUUGUCAGCCAGACAAAGAAUUUUGGAAAGCAAGUUAGAUUGGAAAGAUGAAAGUGAUCUUGUAGAAGAUGAAGAAAGUCCUAAAGAGGGAGACUUGAAAACGAGGUUCAAGUACAAACCUGUCAAGUCCAAAAGAUUUGGACUGAGCACCGAGGAGAUUUUGAUUCUGGAUGACAAGGAGUUGAAUCAGUAUGCCUCUUUGAAGAAGUUGGCUCCUUAUAGGGAGAUGGAAUGGAAGGUACCUCUUAUUAAAACAUACCAGCAAAAACUGAGGAACAAGGCACUUCUCGAAGGAGAGACAUCAAAUACUAAUAAUAAAGUUAAUAACAAGACACGACUUAAUGGUCUGGAAAAACCAAAAGUAGUUAGCGUGGCAGAAAAUGAGAAAUCACAAAUGGAAGAAUCAAAUGGUGAUACAACCAAUCUCUCCAGACGAAGUAAGAGAAGGAAUCAUCAAGCAGAACUCAAACUAUCACGUUCGAGGCUUAUGGCAUAUGGGAAAAUCCAUUCCAAAUCUAAGAGUAAGAUGCACUAG